CGAUACAAACCAAUGCAACACAACACCAAACCCAGUCACCAUCGUCGAAGUCAAAGUCAACCCUUAUGCUUUCAGUUCUACCGCAGCCAAAGACAUUAGCUUCCGAGCACAGCUCGAGGAUAUCUGGCAGCGUAUUACAGAGAGCGCGUAAAUCUGGUGUUGAUUCCGAGUUCGAGAGUUGGAGAAAAGCCAUCAAGUGGGGUGGUGGGACGCAGCUCUACUUCCCAGCGAGACCUUUACCUCGGGUUCUCGCACCUUUACAUCCGUACCCAGGAUUCGCCUGUCACACUUUACGUCCAGCAGCCUAUUCCCACCCUCCUUUCUUCCUUUCCUGCAGACAUUUUAAUGGUAACUACUGGUCCGCACUAUGGCGGAGUGCUAUACAGGGCGGCUAUCGGCCCUUUCUGUCUGUGCUGGUGGGGUGGGGUUUGGUGGAAGUAUUUCGGCUGACGAACCAGGAUGAACCCAACGCCGCCACGAUGUUACGUUCGAAUGUCGUGUCCCCAUUUGGUCCUCCUCGGUUCCAAGUCCUUGGUGUAUGCAAGAAACAAAAGGACGAUUGGACCUUGACAGGGACAAUGACGGCGGUAAGCUUGGAAGAAAUAUUCAUGAAUUAUUGGUGCCGUCGAAGGGACCUAGAGAACAUCGCUUGUCUUAGUUUAUUGCUCAUGCGUGUUUUUCGCACUAUGUCCUCUCCUAUCAGUCAGGUUUGUGAAUGAUCAAACAUGGCCCUUGUCUUCUAUCGCCACUGGCUCUCUUGCAUGAGAUCUCCGUGCAUUUCAUGACGUGGACGCGACAAGGGUUGAUAUUCAACUUAACAGUGUUCAGGAAAGUGUUUGUUUCUGUAACUUCGACAGCAGGUCGCUGCUUCAAAGUAAACCGAAGGAUUUUGCUGAACAUAGCAGUUGAGCCCGUCCCGCCGCGGCCCCGCAA
This is a messenger RNA of Suillus clintonianus, 933 nucleotides long. RefSeq lists its product as uncharacterized. The record is from RefSeq and is a predicted model, not a curated record. Bases 66 to 719 code for a protein of 217 amino acids. The transcript has 4 exons. Lineage: Eukaryota; Fungi; Basidiomycota; Agaricomycetes; Boletales; Suillaceae.